Messenger RNA from Panicum virgatum (switchgrass), 531 nucleotides. RefSeq names its product disease resistance protein RGA5-like. The transcript has a single exon. Gene Ontology annotation, molecular function: ADP binding. The record is from RefSeq and is a predicted model, not a curated record. Bases 1 to 531 code for a protein of 176 amino acids. NCBI's taxonomy places the organism in Eukaryota, Viridiplantae, Streptophyta, Magnoliopsida, Poales, Poaceae.
AUGAACGACCUGCUGUACGUGCUGGCGGAAGUCGAGGAGCUUGACGCCAUCAACAAGGGGUGGCGCGACAGGGUGCGGGAGCUGGCCUACGACGUCGAGGAUUGCAUCGAUCUCUCCGUCGCCCGGCUCGGUCGUGCUGACGAUGCCAGAGAAGCAGGUCGCCUCGGUGCCAAGCUGGCGCGCAAGUUCAAGAAGAUCAGAGUGUCCCACCAGGUCGCUCACCAGAUCAAAGAGCUCAAGGAUCGUGCCAUCGAGGAGAGCAAGAGGCAGAAGAGAUACAAGCUCGACGGCCUCGUCGGUGCUUCUCCUAGCAACAAGGUUGACCUCCGGAUGCGCGCGCUAUGGGAGGAGACCGAGAAGCUCGUCGGGCUCGACGGACCCAGGGAUGAGAUCAUCCGCUGCCUGAUGCCAGAGGGAGAGGAGGAGCCCUCGCAGCAAGUCAGGGCUCUGGCCAUCGUUGGGUGUGCAGGCCUGGGCAAGACCACUCUCGCCAAUCAGGUCUACCAAAAGAUUAAAGGAGAUUUCGAGUGA